Molecule: messenger RNA, 720 nt
Organism: Helobdella robusta
Lineage: Eukaryota; Metazoa; Annelida; Clitellata; Rhynchobdellida; Glossiphoniidae
Exons: 6
Coding region: 1-720 (239 amino acids)
Source: RefSeq, a predicted model, not a curated record
AUGAGUGAAACAUUAGUCCUCCAGUGUGACUAUAAUGAUUUCCUCAAAAUAAGUUUGACCUACAUGGGACUUGCACCUUCAACAAAAUAUUUUGAGUUUGAUGUCAAAGGAUCAAUAAAGAUGACAAUUCAGGCAAUUUUGAACUUCCUCCUACUAAUCAACCAGGAGCAAGGUGUGCCACAAAAGUCUGUCCUGGGCCCACUGCUUUUCUCUGCCUACAUUUCUCCCGUUGAUGCAUUUAUCUGUGGUUAUUGUUCUGGUAAGGCGAAUCUCAGCGACGAAGUCCCGAAGGAUUGUUUCCUCGAGGUCCGCACAACAAUUUGCCCAGUGCCUGAGAACAUCUGUGGAUUUUAUGUUUCUAUAACAGGCAAAUUAGGCAGAUUGAUAAAGAUAACUAGAAUAUGUACAUCCAACAGAGAGAACAGAAAAUAUAAAUUGGAGAAAUCUGAGGGAAAGAAUGAAGUUAGAGGCUUUUAUUAUAGCAGAAAAGAAAAAAGCAACUGUAAAGAGUUGACCACUAUGUUUGAAAAAUCUGACAUCAAAAAACAUUUCAGCCCAAAGAGCAAAGCUUACAACUUCUUAGUUAAGAAAUGGAAGAACGCUUCGUGCAAAGAGAACAAGAAAUACCCAGGCCUGGAUCCGGACGAGAUUCCCGACGACGAGGAAGGGCCGGACGAUGGAGAUGAACUUUCGGGAGAUGGGAUUGGUUCCUUGAGUUAA